CCGGCUCUCCUCCACUCUCGGCCGCCUCGCUCUCGCCGCCGCGUGACCGUGCGACGCGACCACAGCCGCUCGCCAGUGCAUGUGACGUGCUUUUAUUCUAUCCGCUCGGCGUGCCUCCGCGGGUUUGCGCUCACGUGGCCGCGAGCACGGCCGUAGAUACCUCAAGAUGGACGACGUGCAGCUCGCCGGCGCGGAUAGAUGAGCUUUCGACAGAUAGAUAAAAAACAGAGCUUCGUGCCUCAGGGGCGACGCCGAUAAAAGAAAGGCAGAGAAGAAGUAAUCGAAGCCGUGCAUCGGGAAUCGGGCGAAAGCAGUGCCGGGAGUGCCGGCCAGGGAACGGAUUCGAUCUCAGGGACAAACGAGCAAGCAAGUAAGCGAGAGUGCCGGGGUGAAUGGAAGCGGCGACGGCAGCAGUAGCAGCAGUAGCAGCAGCAGCAGCAGUUCGAUGAUCGAGGAUGUGGCGGCCCAGCAGCAGCCGGAGCGCGCGCUGGCUCCGGCGCUCAGCACCGCGACGACGUAGGAAGCGGAUAUACGCUCGAGGUCGCUCCUCGUAAAACUCCGACGACGAGCCGACUAUGAGAGACCAGGCCCUAUCAGCAGCAGCAGCAGCAGCAGGGCCGAUGCCGCGGCUUUGUCCGUUACUGGUAGUUUUGCUGCUGAUUGCGCCGCAGACCAGCUGGAGCUUGAGCGGCGCUUACUUGAGUUCGCGCGGCUCGCUGGGCAUUGGCCAAAAGCGCGGAGUGGUGAAGUUGGCGGUGAUCGCGCCGGCUGAUCCGCACCACGAGCAGAGUCUGCCGCGAGUGCUGCCCGCCGUGCUCAUGGCCGUCAAGACCGUGAGCUCCGCCAAGGGGUCGCUCCCGGGAUGGAGCAUCAAGGUCGACCACAGGGACUCGCAGUGCUCCAGUACCCAUGGACCCCUCGCCGCUUUCGACUUUUACAACAACAGGACUGCAGACGCGUUUCUGGGUCCAGUGUGCGAGUACGUGCUGGCGCCGGUGGCGAGAUACGCAGGCGUCUGGGGCAUUCCCGUGCUGACGGCGGGUGGCCAGGCCGACGCCUUCCGCCACAAGGACGAUAAUUACCCGACGCUCACGCGAAUGAUGGGCUCGCAUCGGCUGGUCGGCGAGGCGCUUCAGCACAUCCUCCAAGGCUUCGGCUGGAAGGUCGCGGCCUUGCUCUUCCACAACCACGCGCCCGACAGCAGCCGCGGCAACUCUAAGUGUCAUUUCACCCUCGGCGCCGUGUACUUCGCUUUAAAUCAGACCUCCCUGCACAAGAGCUUUAACCAGGAAGCGACCAGCAGCGAGGACUACAAGGAGCUGCUCACCUUCGUCUCCAAGUCCGCCAGAAUCGUAGUGAUGUGCGCCAACGCGACGACGAUAAGAGAGAUACUGCUGGCCGCGGAGGAGCUGGGCAUGGUGGAUUCGGGCGAAUACGUCUUUUUCUCAAUCGAACUGACAAGCAGCGACAACAACACGAAGGAGCCAUGGCACGUGGAGGGCGACAGCGAGGAGCGCAACCAGAAGGCGCGCAAAGCCUACCAGGCGUUGCUGACCGUCACCACUCGCACGCCCGACAACGUCGAGUACCUCAAUUUCUCGCGCGAGGUCAAAUCACUGGCGCAGAGCCGCUACAAUUUCACUUUCGGCAACAGCUCGGUGUCCACCUUCGUCACGGCCUUCUACGACGCCGUCCUCCUCUACGCACUGGCUCUCAAGGAGAGUCUACCCGACAAGCCGGGCGAGGUCAAUCUCGACGGCGGCAAUCUCACUCGGCGGAUGUGGGGCCGAAGUUUCAAGGGCAUCACGGGCGAUGUGAACAUAGACGAGAACGGCGAUCGCAUAGCCGAUUACUCGCUUCUUGACAUGAAUCCCGAAACUUCCAAGUUUGAGAUAGUGGCAAACUAUUAUGGAGCGAAUAAAACGCUGGAGUAUAUACCGGGCAAGAGGAUACACUGGUCGGGCGACCGGCUGGAGCCGCCACCGGAUACGCCUACCUGCGGCUUUGACGGAUCACUCUGCCCGGAUAAAUCGCUGCCGGGCUACGCCAUUCUCUCAAUUGUGCUCAGCUCCAUCGUUGUUGUGCUCGUCGUUGCCUCGGUUUUCAUUUACAGACACUUCAAACUCGAAGCGGAAAUUGCCUCGAUGACGUGGAAAGUGCACUGGGAGGACGUCAUUGUUAUGCCAAGCGAAAAGUUCAAAGCCGGAUCCAUGUACUCACUCGCGCCCAACAAGCAGCGUGGAAGUCAGUUGAGCAUAUAUUCUAUGGACAACGCGAGUCUGCCCGGCGGAGUGGACAGGCGCUCCUUCGUCCCCACGGGAAUUUACAAGAACUCCAAAGUCGCAAUCAAGGCUAUACCGAGGAGCAAAGUCGAGAUGUCGCGUCCGUUGCUGCUGGAGCUCAAGAGGAUGAAGGAUCUGCAGCAUGAUCAUCUGGUAAGGUUUUAUGGAGCCUGCGUCGAGCCGCCGCACUGCUGUCUGCUCACCGAGUAUUGUCCCAGGGGAUCUCUACAGGACAUCCUGGAGAACGAGCAAAUGAAGCUGGACCGCGUGUUCAGCGGCUCGCUCAUCCACGACAUCGUGCGAGCCAUGACUUACCUGCACGCCUCGGAAAUCCGGAGCCACGGCAAUCUCAAGUCGACCAACUGCCUGGUGGACUCGAGGUUCGUGCUGAAAAUCGCAGACUUCGGACUGCACGAGCUGAGGAGAGCGCGUCCACUGGACGCCAACGAGGACACCAACAGCUACGCCUACUGGCGCAAUCAAGUGUGGACGGCGCCCGAGCUGCUGCGAAUGGAGCGAAGACCGCCUGAGGGUACGCAGAAGGGUGACGUCUAUAGUUUCGCCAUAAUCGUUCAUGAGAUCGAGGUGCGCCAGGGCCCAUUCUACCUUGGUCCAAACACCAAUCUCUCUCCGAAAGAGAUAAUUGAAGGAGUUCGAAGGGGCGGUGGAUCUCCGUUGAGGCCUUUCCUGGAUGAAACUUCUGUCGAUGAAGAGGUUGCAUCAUUGAUGGAUCGAUGUUGGGCCGAAGAUCCUGCCGGUCGACCAGAUUUUGCUGGGUUGAAAGAAAUCGUUCGAAAAAUUAAUAAGGACAGCCGAAUCAAUAAUCUACUGGACAAUCUGCUCUCGCGUAUGGAGCACUACGCGGACAACUUGGAGAACCUUGUGGCUGAGCGCACGGCUGACUAUCUCGAGGAGAAACGAAAAUGCGAGGAGUUGCUCUAUCAGUUGUUGCCCAAGUCGGUGGCGUCGCAGCUGAUUCUAGGAAAAAGCGUGAUCGCCGAGAUGUACGAUUCGGUAACCAUCUACUUCAGCGACAUCGUCGGCUUCACCAGCCUCUCCGCAGAGAGUACACCGCUGCAGGUCGUCGAUUUCCUCAACGACCUCUACACGUGUUUCGACUCCAUCCUCGAGAAUUUUGACGCUUACAAGGUGGAAACUAUUGGCGAUGCUUACAUGGUGGUGUCAGGACUACCAGUGAGAAAUGGAAUGAACCACGCGAGGGAAAUAGCCAGGAUGAGUUUGGCCCUAAGGGACACGGUCAUGACGUUCCGCAUUCGUCACAGGCCUAACGAGCAGCUGAAGUUACGAAUCGGCUUGCACACUGGACCCGUAGUCGCGGGCGUCGUCGGUCUCAGGAUGCCAAGGUACUGCCUGUUCGGCGACACAGUCAAUACGGCCUCGAGGAUGGAAAGCACCGGCGAAGAACUAAAAAUACACGUUAGCACAGAUACCAAGGAACUGCUCGAUACCUUCGGGACCUUUGAUCUUGUGCUCCGUGGGGAGGUUGAGCUUAAGGGCAAAGGCAAGAAGACGACGUACUGGCUGAGAGGUGAAAAGUCGAUGCCUCCGUCUGAGAACAACAACGUCCAUCAGCAGCACCCGCAGCAGAUCCAGCAGGUGUGCACGAGUCUCAACCAAAUCCCAUCGAUCUCGACGCCGCGACACUCGUUUUACGGCAGCUCGCAGCAAUCUCAGACGUCGCUGGUGGGCAACGGCGCGCCGCCAGCUCUGUCGCCGUCGCACGUCCGGCCUCAGCCAGUCGCGCAGUCCAACAGCGAGAGUCUGCCGAAUCACAACGCCGAGAGCGGGGCGAGCACCCCUCUGCUGCUGCCUGUCGGCUCGGUACCUUGAGUCGCCGAGGCCCAACGAUAGACUGGCUGUGCUCGAUGUACGAUGAUCAUCUACUCUAUCCAACCUUUCUGUCUCUCUUUCUGACCUACGCGCGACGUCCUCUUUCGUCGUCGGUCUGUCUGUCUAUCUGUUUGCCUGUCCGUAGUCACUCCGGUGGCUGUUACCGUUUCGAUAAUUCUGUCGUUCUUGAGAGAAUCAAACGAGAGAGAGAGGUGCAUGUACUUUUUUUCCAGGCUUGGAGCUCAUCGAACCCACAUACGUACGACAGUACAAAAACACGUGAAAGUCGCUAUACGUCGAUGACGGUGAGCGUCGCAUCGGGCGAUAAGAGAGACGCGCUAGCGUACAUUCAAUUCUACGCUCUCAAGAUUACUUUUUACGGCCGCCUCUCGCUUUCUCGUCCUUUUUCACCGACGCGUCGUUCUCUCGCGCGAUCGCGACUCGCGCCGCCUGCAAACGCAAACGCGACGACCGUGACUUUCUUUUUCGAGGAUUUGCAUUACGAAAAUCCGCACAAAGACGCGCAUUCUGUUCCUUAAUUCGCGUGUUCGCGAUAGCCGAUGACGGUGCUUUCGUUUUUUCCGCUCGACUUGCUUUCCGUGGGCGCGAGCGGAUGGCGCUUUCGUUCUGGCUUUCACGCAUAUAAGCACGCAUUCGCCGCCGGGGUCUUCUCGUUUCGGCGUGCAUUAUACUCGCCCGCAUUUCAGCGAGCAAUUACAAUGGCUUUUUCUCUCGCGACGAGAUUGCCAAUCACCUACUUUUUCCUACUUGGUGCUUUCGCGGAAUCGUAAAAAAUUGAUUUGCAUCACACAAAGAAUGACUUUGAACGACGUCGUCGCUGCUGAUGGGUUUUUUCAAUUUGAAAUCCCAUUGGUAGUCGGUAAUCGUGCAAAAAUGAGCUGUAUUGUCGGUCCCGCGUCCGCGCGCAUGCGGGUAUAACAGACCUAAGAGAGAUUUUCCCCUCAUCCUUAACGAAGUCAUAUACAACGCAAAAUAUACACGAAAAUAUAUAUGGCAUGUUGAGCAAUGCAAAGAGACACGGACAAUGAAUCGAUGUGAGUAUUGUAUAAUAUAACUGGAACUGGAAAGUUACGUAUAUUGCAUGUUUUCAAACAAAUAUAAAAUAUUUAAAAUCGAUUACAAGAGAUUUUCAAGUGAGAGCGAGAGAGCGGACAGAUGAAAGAGAAAAAAAUUUAUAUAUAGAAUCGAUGUAUAGACUAUAUGAUAUAAAUAUAUAUUAUGUUAUAAUACCAUAUGUAACAAGCCGCGAAGGCUGGGCCUUCGAUGUGAAUGUUAUACAUACACGAUAAGAUCAUUUCUUCUCUAAACGUUCUCUUCGUUUUUUAUUUUUUCGAGAGAUACCAAUACAAAUGAUGAAUUUACCAGUACUGCUAAUGCUCGAACGUGAGUGCAAGUGAUAAUGUCGUAACAAUGCGAGAAUUUUAGCGAGCGCGUGAAUGAUAAUCGAGUGCUACGCAGAUGUGUCGGAUGUGUCAAUCGAGAACGCGCGAUAUGUAAUGUUAAUUAUUAUAUAUUUUAAUGAAAUUCAGCCAUGAGAUACGAACAGCUCUUUCAGAAGUUAGCCAAUGACAAGGGGAAAUAAAGCUAUAGGUAAAAUAUGGUCUACAUGUAGUUAUUGUAUACGUGAUGCGUGUGCGAUGCACCCGGACAAUUCUGUCGAAAGAAUGGAGAGAAAGAUGAGAUUGUAAGCCUAUCCAUAUUAUCAGAAUAAAGUUUCAUCG
Messenger RNA from Phymastichus coffea, 5875 nucleotides. RefSeq names its product atrial natriuretic peptide receptor 1. Gene Ontology annotation, biological process: cGMP biosynthetic process; protein phosphorylation; receptor guanylyl cyclase signaling pathway. The coding region runs from base 576 to 4133 and encodes 1185 amino acids. NCBI's taxonomy places the organism in Eukaryota, Metazoa, Arthropoda, Insecta, Hymenoptera, Eulophidae. The record is from RefSeq and is a predicted model, not a curated record. Gene Ontology annotation, molecular function: protein kinase activity; guanylate cyclase activity; peptide receptor activity. Gene Ontology annotation, cellular component: membrane. The transcript has 24 exons.